Molecule: messenger RNA, 3008 nt
Organism: Phlebotomus papatasi
Lineage: Eukaryota; Metazoa; Arthropoda; Insecta; Diptera; Psychodidae
Gene: Brd8
Product: bromodomain-containing protein 8
Exons: 2
Coding region: 162-2942 (926 amino acids)
Cellular component (GO): NuA4 histone acetyltransferase complex
Molecular function (GO): protein binding
Source: RefSeq, a predicted model, not a curated record
UUUUACUUUCGCUGCUGGGAAGCGUUGUGCUUUUUACAAGUUUUCACAAACAACGCGAAUUAUUAAAGAAAAUUACUUUUAAAUUAGUGCUAAUUGGUGCAGUGAAUCUUAUUUAAUCAAUCUACGACUAAAUAAUCCCCCAUACUGUGUUGAAAGUUGAGAUGGCAUCAAUUCAGGAGAGAUUGCAGCUAAAGAGGAUUCCACUGGACAAAUGGUCCAUCCGGGAGCAGCUUUUCCUAGCGGCAGCUGUAGCCUGCAGUGGGGAGAACUGGAUGUCAGUUAGUCGCUCCCUGAAGAUGUACUGCGGAUCUAACAGACCCAGUGAUUGGUUCUCGCAGAAAUCCUGUGCUGCUCAGUACGGGAAGCUCCUGGAGAAUGUGGAGAUGCCCAAGAGGAAGAAGCGUACGGCGUCUGAGCGGGAUACACCGACUGCAGAUACACCAGGUGAGUCAAUUUACAGGAAGUUGACACAGGAACGAAUUCAGGAGCUCAAGAGGCAGAUUCAGGAGGAUCAGAAGGAAUUCAGUCGACUGAAGGAGGAUAUCGUCUAUCUGCACAGUGCCACGACGGAUGAGGGGAAGAUUAGGGAGAUGUGGGCUCAGAUUGAGCAGGAGAAGAAGCAGAAGGAGCGGGAACAGAUUCAGCAUCAGCAAUGGCUGAAGGAGAGGGAAGAGAGGAAGUUGGAGAUGGAGAAGGCUUGGCGUCCGGGUCAGCAGCAUCUGUAUGCAACAUCGUCACCAGGAUCAUCUCCAAGGGGAUCUCCACUGCAGCCACUGAUCCCUUUGACGAGUCUGAAGAUCAAGCAGGAAGAGAUGGAAGUUGAUGAUUCGGCAGCGAAGCAGGGAACAUCCCCUCUGCUAACUUCUCUGCUGAAAUCUCCAUCUCCUGCACCAAAUCCCACCCAGCAGAUUCUGACCACGAGUUCUCCGACAAGUUCCCGGGCAGCUCCGACAAUCACCAAUCUUCUCACUGGGCAUGGCCAGAUCCAUACGAGUACUCCUCAGAGUGUUCCGGAAAUCACCUCGAGCAUUCAAUUUAUUCCGGGGAUGCUGGACACAAUGACGAGUCCCCAGGCGACGCCUUCCCAGGCAGCUCCGACGCUCUCAAUGCUCCUGGACACAAAAGGCGGAUUGAAAACUGAGUCCCGGAUGCAGACACAAGUGCACUCCCUUCCGGCUGAAACAAAGCCCGAACCAAUGGAAAUUGUCCAGGAGAGCCAGCAAAAUAUCCAACAGAUUUCACAGACACUUCCGGACAUCAAAGAUGAGGAUCAGCAGCUCAUGGAUGACUUCAAUGGACUAAUCCCGGACAAUAUUGACGAGCUGGCGGACAUUCUAACAGACAAUAAUGCCAUUAUUCUCAGUCCGGAAUUACUGGAGGAGGAAUCGAUCCUUGAGAAUGUGGAUUCCCUGAUCGGAUCCACAGAGGUCAAGCCUAAAGUCAAGGAUGAAAUCUCCGAAGUCCUGGACACCAGAACGGAGCAGGAUGUCAUUGUUAUUAGUCCGGGAGAAGAAAAGUCCCUAAAACUAGAAGAAGCCCCUGUCCAGGGCCUUCCGGAAGAGUCAAAAGAGCUCAAAAUGUCCGAAAAUGACAAUUCCAGUUCCAAUGAGUCCAAAGAGACAGAAAAACCUCCAACAGUUUCAGCCGAAUCCGAGACAAUUGAGAUCAAGAGUGAGCCGGAAUCUUCGUCGGAUUGUGAAAUUCGAAGUGAUGAGAAUUCCCGGCCGGCCCAGGAGGAUUCAGUGAAUCUGGCCACAACUCCGGAUGACUCCAAAUCAGCCGACGGCACAAAGAGCGGCAAUGAGGGAGAAAAUAGGUCGGAAGAAGGGAAGAAAGACAGUGAUUCCAGCAAUUCCGGAGGAACUGAAAUCCCGCCAAAAACAUCCGAAGAGCCCAUUAAGAUUGAAACGUCAACAGAUGAUGAGGAUUCAAACAUGAAGCUGAGUGAAUUGUGUGAGAAAGAAGCAGAAAAAGAAAUAGUGACAAUUGACCUGGAUGACGGGAAGGCAGAUGGUCAUUCCAGGGAGUCCGACAAAAUGGACCUCGAGCCAUCUGAAGAGGAAAAAAAGGAAGCUGUAGCAGAAGCUAAAGUCCCCGAACACUCUCAGAAAGAGGAAAUCGAAAGAAAGACAUCUCUGGAUGAGGAUAUCUUUGAAGACGCCAAGGAAACCAUUGAAGACCCAGAAGAAGAUCCUCCGCAGCAAGAUCUCGGACAGCAACUCACCAGUGUCGAUACAGAUGAUGAUUAUCCAAUCGAAGUGAUCAAGGAGGACAAGGUUGGUCGCACCAAGAGAGAUUACUCCAGGAAAAAGCCGGAAACACUCAGUGUGGACAGCAAAAAGAGUGAGGACAGCAAUGAAGAUAGCAAGUCCAAUAUCAGCCUCAGAAUGCGUCUGAAGGAAAGAGAGAGAUCAGAAAGUCCUCUAGUCACGGAUGAUGAUGCCGGCGAUGUAAUUCCACGGACAAGAAGACGAUAUUCUUCAACUCAUGCCACAGACUCAAUUCCCAAUUCUCCAGCUUCCAGCGAAGAUCGCGAAUACAAAGCCUGGAAGAAGGCCAUUAUGCCGGCCUACAAUCUCCUGAGCACCCACAAAUACGCCUCAAUCUUCCUGCGCCCUGCAACAGAAGAUCAGCAGGCGAGGUAUCGAUCAGUGAUACUCAGACCAAUGGAUCUCAGCACGAUCAAGAGGAAUAUCGAAACGGGAGCAGUGAGGACGACAGCAGAGUUUCAGAGGGAUGUUCUGCUCAUGUGUCACAAUGCCAUGAUGUUCCACAGAAGGGACAGCAGCAUCUAUGCCAUGGCCAAGGAAAUGAUGGCGGAGAGUGUGUCAAUCAUUGAUAAUGCAAUGGAGAGCUGGAAGGCAACAACUGGACCCAGCUCCCAAGCACCCAUCAAAGUCCGAUCCCGCAAGAGCCAGCGACAUCCAAUCAGUGCGAAUUGAAGAUCAUCCUGAAGACAUUUUGUAAAAGAAAAAGAAAAAAUAAUAAAGUGAAAAAAAUAAAGCAAA